This is a messenger RNA of Merops nubicus (carmine bee-eater), 1204 nucleotides long. It is a transcript of the gene PEX3, whose product is annotated as peroxisomal biogenesis factor 3. Lineage: Eukaryota; Metazoa; Chordata; Aves; Coraciiformes; Meropidae. Gene Ontology annotation, molecular function: protein-macromolecule adaptor activity. Gene Ontology annotation, cellular component: peroxisomal membrane. The record is from RefSeq and is a predicted model, not a curated record. The annotation marks the transcript as partial. Gene Ontology annotation, biological process: protein import into peroxisome membrane. The transcript has 9 exons.
GCCAACAAACAAGUUAGAGAUAUGGGAGGAUUUAAAGAUAAUAAGUUUCACAAGAAGCAUUGUAGCUGUAUAUAGUACCUGUAUGCUGGUAGUUCUUUUGCGAGUCCAGUUAAAUAUUAUUGGCGGUUACAUCUACCUAGAUAAUGCUGCACUCAGCAAAAACGGCACAACACCACUAGCUCCUCCUGAAGUUCAGCAGCAAUAUUUAUCAAGUAUUCAGCACCUUUUAGGAGAUGGACUGACUGAGUUAAUAACUAUUGUUAAACAAGCCGUGCAUAAAGUUUUUGGAAGUAUUUCCCUUAAGCACACCCUGUCUCUUCUGGACCUGGAACAGAAAAUUAAAGAUAUCAGGGAAGUUGUGGAACAUAAAGAUUCAGAUCAGAUUGCACCUUACUCUCCCUUAUGUCAUUAUCUGAUGCCAGAUGAAGAAAACCCCUUGGCUACCCAGGCUUGCGGACUCACAGAAAGAGACAUUGCUACAAUUAAAUUACUUAAUGAAACUAGAGACAUGCUAGAAAGUCCAGACUUCAGUACAGUUUUGAGCACAUGUUUAAACAGAGGAUUCAGUCGACUGCUGGACAAUAUGGCGGAGUUUUUUAGACCUACCGAAAAGGACCUCUCUCAGAAAGGGUCUGUAAAUAGUCUUUCCAGUGUCAGUCUUCCUUUAGCCAAGAUAAUUCCAAUAAUAAAUGGACAGAUCCAUUCAGUAUGCAGUGAAACACCCAGUCACUUUGUUCAGGACCUGUUGAUGAUGGAACAAGUGAAAGAUUUUGCUGCUAAUGUCUAUGAAGCUUUUAGCACCCCUCAGCAACUAGAGAAAUGAACUGCACAUUUAUAGGAAUAGGUUGUGUAUUUAUAAUAAAUUCCUUGUGACUACUGAUGAGACUUGGGUUAACUAUAAUGGUGUAGGAGUGGUAAACCAGCAAGGAAGAACAUUCUGAAAGAAGUGGGAGUGAGCCCAUAUUUCUUCUAAUAGAAUUGUUUUAAGCACCCAUUAAAAAUAUUCUUAUUGAAAGAAUCAUGGUAUGUGAAGACUUUUCUAUUAAAAAAGUGGUUAAACUCUUUCAUAAUUAGAUUAUUUUUGUUGCAUCUGAAAGGCAUCUGGUGGCAGUAUAUUAAGAGUUACAAGAAAAAAAAAAUUCUUUGCCUGGAGUAUAUAAGUUUUGGAAAAAAAAAUAACAAUAGUGAUUUAAGAAUAGCACAG